GAUGAGAGUUGUUUGGGAUUCCCGAAGUGUCCCUCCCUCCUCUCUGGCCUCCUUGUUAUUAAACACGACUCUCUCCCUCUCUCUCCCUGUCUCGUCCAGAGUUCUUGCUCUCCGGGGAGGCCUUGAGGGAGGUGAUGGGGGGACUUGGUUCUACGGACUGAGGAGCAUGUCGCAGAGAGGAGAGGGAGGAGUUCGGGCCCCGAGUGGGAAUGCUAAGAGCCUAUAUUAUGCGGAAAGGAGACCGCGGUGAGCCGUAUCCCUUUUCCCAUCGGGUUAUCUGGUGAGGGGCGUGCGCUGUGCGGCUCCUUUCGAUGGAUCCUUGUAGGUUCUCGCUUCUUGCCGUGCGGCAGUAGCUGUCCGGCGCAGAAAGGUGGCGCCCUUGCCUCUCCUCGCCGCCUCUUUUUCUGUGAGCAACUCUCGACGAGAUUUCCAGGUCCCUCGAGCGCCUCCUUUGACUUCUCGACGUUGCCUCCCCUCUUGGAUCUUAGAUCUUUGCCUCAGAACCCUCAAAGAAGUCUUCUUUUUGUUCUUUGGCUAGUUUUCUUGGUCUCCGGUUGCGUCUCGGUAAUUCUUUUCGUUACCUUCUUCGUCUCAAAGCGCCCAAAGGCCGCUUCGGAUUUCUUACGGGGUUUUAGCGUCAAAAGAGGGAUCUUUUGGUGAGGUUUCGGUGCGUCUUCUCGACCGAAGGAGUGACAGAUGGCCGAUGGUGAGGGACAAGAUGCCACCUCUUUGUUCGCGGACGAGGAAUUGUGCGAGAUGAGUGGGUUGAAGAGGGGCACCGACUUCGUCGAGGUGAUGUGCGGGUGCACGAGCCACCGGUACGGGGACGCCGUCGGGCGGCUUAGGGUUUUCGCCUCCGGUGAUCUGGAGAUCAGCUGCGAUUGCACGCCGGGUUGUCAUGAAGAUAAGUUGACACCAGCUGCUUUUGAGAAGCACUCUGGGAGGGAGACUGCGAGGAAAUGGAAAAGCAAUGUAUGGGUCAUAGUCAAAGGAGACAAGGUUCCACUCUCAAAGACUGUUCUACUUAAAUAUUACAACCAGGUCUCAAAAGCUGCUAAUGGCUCUCAUAAGGGCCCUAAUGGAAGACCAUGUCACCGUGAUGAAUUUGUCCACUGUAAAAGAUGCAACAAAGAGCGUAGGUUUCGCUUGCGCACUAAAGAGGAAUGCCGCAAGUAUCAUGAUGCUGUGAGAAAUCCAAAUUGGAAAUGUUCUGAUUCGACAUUUGAAAGAGUCACCUGCGAUGAUGAAGAGGAGCGAGCAAGUCGUAAAGCCUUGAGGGGAUGCUCACGUUCUCCGUCCUGCAGAGGGUGUACAACAUGCGUCUGUUUUGGAUGCGAGACUUGCCGUUUCUCCGAUUGCAGCUGUCAGACCUGCAUUGAUUUCACUCACAAUUCAAAAAGCUAGCUUCAUUCGACGGAGUAUCAUUUACCCUGCAACGAUCACCACGACUAGUGCUAUCAAGGCACCAUCAGGAGACAUUCUUGGUUCAAUUAUUGUCAUGCAAAAUUGAGUCCUCAGUCACAUGGUUCAGUUUUUUCUUACUUUUGGCGACUGCAUUCUCUCAGCCUUCAGGUGAUGCUGAGAGAUGUUUUGCCAAUCUCACCAUUGGCCUUUUCUUCUCCCUAUUCUUCUUUAGAAAACAUUGCUGAUAGAUGAAAUGGGGAAAGCCAUGGGUAGCCAAAAUCAUUUGGAGAACUGCAAAAUGCAUCUAAUAUUAUCGUCUUUCCAUUACAUUUUUCUCAAA
Messenger RNA from Musa acuminata subsp. malaccensis (wild Malaysian banana), 1744 nucleotides. Its product is annotated as protein ULTRAPETALA 1. The record is from RefSeq and is a predicted model, not a curated record. Gene Ontology annotation, molecular function: DNA binding. Gene Ontology annotation, cellular component: nucleus; cytosol. Lineage: Eukaryota; Viridiplantae; Streptophyta; Magnoliopsida; Zingiberales; Musaceae.